UCACAAUGGUAGAAUAUGAAGCUUUAAUGGAGGAAGUGUACGACGUGAUUAUUCUGUAUGACCGUUGAAAUUUAAUUUGCGCAAUAAUAUUUUUCCUUUUAUUUUAUCGAUAUAUUUAAUAAUAUGACGCGAACUUGUGCAAAACAAUGAUAGACAUUAUUUUUAUGUUAAAAAGUUUCUUGUGUAAGUACGAAGAAAAAUAAAUGUCUCUGUGUGUUUCCGCGCUUCGCCACUUUAAUGGUUAGGAUCUGAAGGCAUCCAUUAUUCUUCUUUGAUCUGGCAUCAAAACGCGAUCGCAAAAGCACUGCCAUAAUUUAAGUUAAAGUACACUAUGUCUUAUCCUGGACAACCACCCAUGGGGAUACCAGGCAUGCCUCCCAUGCCAUAUAUGGUUGGUGCUCCACCACCAAUUAUUGGGGGUGUAAUGUCUAUGGCUCAUAUGAUUCCAACACCCGUAUCUGCGAUGCAGACCUCAGCACCAGCCGUACGUUAUGCACGCAAUCAAAAUCGGCACGAUAACAAUCGCCGUCGUGAGAGAGAAUCUGGACCACCAGUAACAGUCUUUAUUGGCAAUAUAAUGGACAGAGCACCUGAUGUAAUGAUUCGACAUAUUUUGGGAGCAUGUGGCCAUGUUCUUUCAUGGAAAAGGGUACAAGCUUUUGGAUUUUGUGAAUAUGCCGGUCCAGAUGCAGGAUUAAGAGCAGUAAGAUUGUUACAUGAUAUGGAAAUAGGGACAAAGAAACUUGUUGUUAAAGUGGAUGCUAAAGCUAAAGUGGUACUGGAUCAAUUUAAAGCAGAGAGACGGAAGAAACUUAGAGGAGGUCAGUCACCUUUACAAGAUGAAACAUCAACUGAAGGUACAGAGGGAGAGGAAGGCGAAGAUUACAUGGACGAAGGAAUGAGAGUGGUAGAUGCAGAUGCGUUAGCACGUAUUAAUCAAAUUAUUGCUGAACAUGCUGCAGAUUUAGAAAUGGCCCAAGUUGCGCCAGAAGAACAUCAAACCAAAAUGGUCGCCAAGUCUUUAAAUUUGGAUGAUGCAGAAAUUGAAGAGAGUAAAAGAGACUUGAUAACUCGAGAAAUCGGCAAAUUCCGGGAAGUAAUGAAGAAGCAGGAAGAGGAGAAGGCCCAAGUAAAACGUAAAAAAGAAGCUGUCGAAAAGGAGGAACGAGAGAAACGUGAAAAGGAACGGAGAGAUAGGCGAGAAGAGGAUGGAGCUAGCAAAGAUGAUCAGGAAGGCGAGCCUGGUAGUAGCCCUACGUCUCACAAAGGACGAAGUAGUAGUACAGGUAGCAGUAGAAGAGAUAAGCGUCGUUCUAAAUCCAGAUCAAAAGAACGCGAGAGAGAUCGGCAAAGGAGCGAGAGGGAUCGUGAUAGGGAUAGAGAUCGCGAGAGAGAUCGCGAGAGGGAUCGAGAGAGGGAUCGUGACCGUGAGAGAGAACGAGAGAGAGAAAGGGAAAGGGAUAGGGAGAGGGAGAGAGACAGGGAAAGGGAGAGAGAAAGGGAAAGAGAGGAGGCACGAAAAACUGAGAGAGAAAUAAUGAGAGAAAGGGAGGAAGAGGAGGAGGCCAAGGAGAGGAAAAAAAAUGAGAGGAGAGCUAGGGAAAAGGAGGCGGCUUAUCAGGAACGUUUACGAGCAUGGGAAACUCGGGAACGUCGUAAACAAAAGGAAUACGAAAAGGAAACCGAAAAACGUAGGGCGAAACGAGAGGCGAGAGAACGAGAGGCAAAAAGAUUAAAGGAAUUUUUGGAGGAUUAUGAUGAUGAUCGCGAUGACGCUAAAUAUUACAAGGGUAAGGAAUUGUCUCGACGUUUGGAGGAACGUGCUUUAGAGGCCGAAGCUGAUUCGAGAGAUCGUUGUGCCGAAAGACAGGAGCUACAAAGAUUACGUGACAAACUUUAUGCCGAUGCCUCGCAUCCUGAUCCUGCUGCUGAAUUCGAAAGGCUAAAAGCAGAAAGAGAAGAACAAUAUAAGCCUAAACCAGUGAUUACUAUUAUCGACGAGGAGGAUGAAAAGGUUGUGAAGAAAGAGAAAGAAGUGGUAAUGCCACCCAUCGAAACCGAGCCAAUUGAAAGUGAUAGCGACGAUGGUGUUCAAUUCGAUGAUGCAUCUCAACCGGAGGUACCAUCGAGAACACCACCUCGUCAUCAUCAUCAUCAUCGUAGGCAUCAUCGUCAUCAUCAAAAUCAUCAUCGUGAUGGCGCCGAAGAAAAUGAGGAAGUUGUCGUCGAAACCGAUCAUGAAAAUCAAAAGGAUAUUAGAUCUUCGCCGAUGCAUCAAUCGGUUGGUACACCGGCCCAGUCGAUUCCGCCCUCUUUGGACGAGGAUUCGCGUAUGUCUCUUGUCAGUGAACCGGAAAAAACAAGCGGCAGUAAUUUUGUUCCUUUUGCGAUGGGAAGCGGUGGCACACGGGGAGAACAUGCAGUUGGUAAUAAAACUCCUGCAAGUCCUGGUACGGCCGUCAGUACGAAUUCUCAGCAAGCUAAUCAGACUAGAAAAAAAGGUCGCAUCGAUGUGAAGGAUGUUUUUAAUAAUGACGAUGACGAUGAUGGUACUAAUAAUGCGAAGAAACGGAAAUUAGUUCCUCUAGAUUAUGGCGAUGAGAAAAAGAAAAAGGCAAACGAGGAGACUCCGAAGCCUGGUAAAGAAGAAAGUACAAAGAGCCAAGAAGAAAAACGAAAACAUAUAAAGUCUCUCAUUGAUAAAAUUCCUACUGAUAAGAACGCACUGUUCGGAUAUCAGCUUGAUUGGGCUGUAAUAGAUAAUACAUUAAUGGAAAAAAGAAUAAGACCUUGGAUUAAUAAAAAAAUCAUUGAAUACAUUGGGGAACCGGAACCGACUUUGGUCGAUUUUAUAUGCAGCAAAGUUAUGGCUGGUAGUUCUCCGCAAGGUAUACUCGAUGAUGUACAAAUGGUAUUAGACGAAGAGGCCGAAGUGUUUGUAGUUAAAAUGUGGAGGUUAUUAAUUUACGAAGUGGAAGCGAAAAAGAUGGGUUUAGUUAAAUAAAUGUUGUAACAUCUACAACGUUAAUCGAUUUACAAUUUAUAUUAUACAUACAAAUACCUUUGGUUACAAUAUAAUCCGUAGAGGCAGCGAAUCCCACGCACGUUAAUAAUGUAUCAUUUGUAGGAAUCUACGCUAGAACAAGAAAAAUAUGACGUAUUGCUUAAUUAAAUAGGCAAGAUCUACGUGUGUAGCAGUUAUAAUGUUAAAUACAACUUGUAAUUACGAUUUGUAAAUUUUGAGUUCUCUUCAAGUUUGCUUCGUCAAUCGAUCAUCGAUAAUGGAAAGAUAUAUAUAUCUUUUAUAAAUUUUUAAAAUACGUACAUACAUAUAUGAAAAGGAAUUAAUCGUAUAUGUCAAAUUAAAUGUGUAUGUCUAUUGAGUAAAAGUUCGUUUGAACUGAAUGAACGACGAAAGUGAAUCGUGAGUGUAAUAAUAACAAUAAUAAUAAUAAUAAUAAUAAUAAUAGUAAUAAUAAUAAUAUUUACGUACUAAUUUAAUCAGUGACACAUGCGUAUAUGUUUACACAGAAAUUUUUUUUCCUCGUCGAUACACUAUAUUCCAUGUGUCUAUUACUCUAUUAACGUGCGUAAAUAAUACAUAUGUAUAAUAAUUCAUGAAUGAAAUUUUCCAUCUAUGAAGAAGCGAUAUUGAUCAAGAAAAUCGUUCACUUAUAUCGCACAACUACUACAUACGUAAUAUAAGAAAUUAAAAACUAAUGAUCGGAGGUUGGUUGGUCGUCGUCCAAAAAUAAUUUUUAUCCACGUACAAGUUCGUCAAAUGUAAAUAAAAGAAAGGAAGCUCGAAUAAAAUCAAUUUUACAUUA
Molecule: messenger RNA, 3827 nt
Organism: Vespa velutina
Lineage: Eukaryota; Metazoa; Arthropoda; Insecta; Hymenoptera; Vespidae
Product: RNA-binding protein 25
Exons: 13
Coding region: 332-3004 (890 amino acids)
Biological process (GO): regulation of alternative mRNA splicing, via spliceosome; mRNA processing
Cellular component (GO): spliceosomal complex
Molecular function (GO): mRNA binding
Source: RefSeq, a predicted model, not a curated record